CUUGGAAAUGAAUAUCUGAUUGAAUUGAUCUUAUUAAUGAAUGAUAAGUGUUAUUAUUUUGUGGUCAACUCUUUAUCAGAUCCAAUAUGAGCAUGGAGAUUGCAAAAGAAAAGGCUGAGAAUCAAACUUGGAGAGACUUGCCCUUAGAGCUUCUGAUAUCAGUAAUGACUAAUCUUGAAAUCCAAGACAACGUACGAGCUUCUGCCGUAUGCAAACCUUGGUACGAAGCAGCAGUGUCUGUUAGAAUCACGGACCAGCCUCCUGGGCUAAUGUACUUCCCUAAAUCAAAAAACUCCUACGAGUUUUACAAUCCAUCAAACUCCAAGAGACAUACAAAGGAGCUGCCUAAUUCAUUAGCUGGCUCUAAAGUGCGUUACUCUAAAGACGGAUGGCUUCUUAUGAGCAAAAACCUUUCAACAGACUUUGUCUUGUUCAAUCCUUUUACUAUGGACUUUGUGGUCUUGCCUUAUCUUGAGCUGUGGCAUGGUUACCAGUUAGUCGGAUUCUCUUGUGCUCCUACAUCAAGUGAUUGUGUAGUGUUAACAAUCAAAGACUAUGAUCCAGGCCACGUUACAAUCCGUACAUGGAGUCCGGGUGAAACCACGUGGACUUCAAUGCAGGUCUCGUCUCAGUUUCUUGAUGCUAAACGUAACUAUGUUGUCUUCUCAAAUGGUUUUUUUUACUGUCUCAACUUAAGAAACAACCUCGCGGUUUUUGAUCCUUCUUUACGGACGUGGAAUGUCCUUGACGUACCGCCACCUGUAUGUCCUGAUCACAUUGAUGAUGAGAGCUGGUAUGAAGGAAAGUUCAUGGUGGGUUAUAAAGGAGACGUAUUUCUCAUAUGUACAUUUGGAAACGCAGAGCCUUCGGCCUUUAAACUCGAUCUUACACGAGAUGUUUGGGAGAAGAAGGAAAAUAUUGGUAGUUUGACGAUCUUUGUGAGUACUAAUUCAUGUGAAACAAGGACGUAUGUCCAUGAGGGGAUGUUAAGGAACAGUAUCUACUUUCCUAAGAUAUGUGACAAUGGGAACCGGUGCUUAACAUAUUCGUUUGAUGAAGGGCGAUACCAUCCGGGUGAGCACAAUGUUAACUGGGGAAAGCAACGAUCUUCUCAGAGCAUUUGGAUCAGGCCUCCUGAGAACGCACUGGAGCUAGUGUAA
This is a messenger RNA of Eruca vesicaria subsp. sativa (arugula), 1160 nucleotides long. NCBI's taxonomy places the organism in Eukaryota, Viridiplantae, Streptophyta, Magnoliopsida, Brassicales, Brassicaceae. The record is from the annotation of a GenBank genome assembly.